Molecule: messenger RNA, 2655 nt
Organism: Clonostachys byssicola
Lineage: Eukaryota; Fungi; Ascomycota; Sordariomycetes; Hypocreales; Bionectriaceae
Source: the annotation of a GenBank genome assembly
AUGACUGACCGCGAGGUGCUCCCGGAUAACGUGAAGCCAAUCCACUACAACCUCUCACUCCGGGACCUCGAAUUCAAGAACUGGACUUACCAGGGAACUGUCGGAAUCGAUGUCGAAAUCACCAAGCCAACCAAGGAAAUCGUUCUCAACACGCUCGAGCUCAAGCUUCACAACGCCAAGGUCAAAGUUGACCAUACCAAGUCUGAGCAGACAAUCGAAACUACAAACUUUUCGUACAAUGAAAAGGCUCAGCGAGCAACUAUUGUCUUUGACCAGGAGCUUCCUGUGUCAAAGAAGGCCUCUCUGACUAUCACCUUCGAGGGUAUCAUCAACAAUGAGCUUGCUGGGUUCUACCGAAGCAAAUAUAAACCCGCCGAAACUCCCGCCAAGUCUGUGCCUCAUGACGAUGAGUGGCAUUACAUGUUCAGCACCCAGUUUGAGUCUUCUGACGCCAGGCGGGCUUUCCCUUGCUUUGACGAACCCGGCCUCAAGGCGACCUUUGACUUCGAAGUUGAGGUUCCAACUGACCAGGUUGCUCUGAGCAACAUGCCCGUCAAGGAAACAAAGCCUACUAAAGAGGGCUGGCAACUGGUGACUUUCGAGACGUCCCCCUUGAUGAGCUCUUACCUUCUCGCCUGGGCUAUUGGUGACUUCGAGUAUAUCGAAACUUUUACUGAACGAAAGUACAACGGAAAGCAACUCCCAGUUCGUGUUUACACCACGCGGGGUCUGAAGGAGCAGGGCCAGUGGGCUCUGGAACACGCUGCCCCGGUCAUUGACUACUUUUCGAAGAUUUUUGAUAUCGACUAUCCUCUUCCCAAGGCUGAUUUGCUUGCUGUGCACGAAUUUACCCAUGGCGCUAUGGAAAAUUGGGGCCUAGUGACGUAUCGAACUACCCAGGUUCUGUUUGACGAGAAAACGUCGGACCCACGCUUCAAAAACUCAGUUGCAUAUGUCGUUGCCCACGAACUCGCCCACCAAUGGUUCGGCAACCUCGUAACAAUGUCCUGGUGGGAUGAAUUAUGGCUCAAUGAGGGCUUUGCUACGCAUUGCGGUUGGGCAGCGGUCAACGAGCAACAUCCAGAAUGGGAAGUUUGGGCACAAUUCGUGAAUGAGGGCAUGGAGACGGCGUUUCGCCUUGAUGGCAUCCGAGCCAGCCACCCAAUCCACGUGGAAGUCCGCGACGCUCUGGACGUCAACCAGAUCUUCGACUCUAUUAGUUAUCUGAAGGGUUGCUCAGUUCUUCGGAUGCUUGUAAACCACCUUGGGUUUGAGACUUACGUCAAGGGUGUUUCCAAGUACCUCAAGGCUCAUGCGUAUGGCAACGCCACAACCAAGGAUCUUUGGGACGCACUGAGCGAAGUUUCAGGACAGGAUAUCAAUAAACUCAUGGCGCCUUGGAUCGCCAAGAUCGGCCAUCCUGUAUUGAACGUUGAUGAGGAACCUGGUCAGAUCACCGUCAAGCAGUCCCGCUUCCUUUCAACCGGUGACGUCAAGCCUGAGGAAGACACUACAACCUGGUGGGUUCCUCUUGGUCUGGAGGGUAAGAAGGACGAAUCUGGUGUCGCUGCGUUGAGUCUCGAGAAAAAGGAGGAGACUAUUACCGGCGUCAACGAUGACUUCUACAAGCUCAACAGUGGGGCCACUGGCUUCUUCCGCGUCAACUACCCGGCUUCUCGACUCGCUAAGCUCAGCACCCAGCUUGACAGGCUCAGCACUGAGGAUAAGAUUGCCAUCAUUGGAUCGACUGCCGACCUUGCCUUUGCUGGCAACGGCAACACUGCUGCUCUCCUGACUUUCCUCCAGGGUUUCAGCAAUGAGUCGCACUCGCUCGUGUGGAGCCAGGUCCUCGACUCUGUUGGCUCAGUUAAGUCAGUCUUUGGAGAGGACGAAGAGUUGAAGAAGGGUUUGAGCAACUUUGUUGUCAAGCUCAUUGACGCCAAGGUAAAGGAGAUUGGAUGGGAGGCCCGCGAGGGCGAAGACUACCUUGUUGGUAUUUUGCGAAAGAGCCUGAUUUCCUCCGCAGUUGCCAGCGGCCAUCCCGAAGUUACCACAGAGGCUCUUAAGCGCUUCGACGCCUGGGUUGAGAACCCCGAGGCUAACCCCAUCCCUCCCUCGCUCCGCACCUCGGUCUGGCGCGCUGGUCUCGACAAGGAUCCCGCCCGCGCUGUUCCAAUCCUGAAGAAGGAGUGGUUCGAGACCAAGUCCAUCGAUGGUAAGCUUCUUUGUCUCUCCGUCCUUGGACUUACCAAGGACGUCGAGCUUCUCAAGUCGUCUGUUAUCCCCUUCAACUACAACACCUCCCCUCCGUCUAACGCGGUGCCCAACGCGGACAUGCACGCCCUCGCGUCGUCUCUGGCACGAAACUCGGCCGCGCGCAACCUGCACUGGGACUUCCUCAAGAACCACUGGGACGCCAUUGUCAGUAAGAUCGGCAAUCCCAUUGUCGUCGACCGUCUGGUCAAGGUCAGCUUGAAGAGCUUCACCGACGAGUCGUUCGUCGACGACAUUGCCAAGUUCUUCGCCGACAAGGACACCACCGCAUUCAACCGCUCCCUGGGUACCGUCCAGGACAGCAUCCGCGGCCGCGCCGCUUACAAGAAGCGCGAUUCUGUGGCGCUCAAGGAGUGGCUUAACGCCAACAACUACAUUUGA